Messenger RNA from Leptosia nina, 1596 nucleotides. Lineage: Eukaryota; Metazoa; Arthropoda; Insecta; Lepidoptera; Pieridae. The record is from the annotation of a GenBank genome assembly.
AUGGUUGUAUCGGAAGAAACGACUCCCCACGUGGAAGGGGAUGCUCCUAGCAAGAAAGCAGCGAAAAAAGCAGCAAAGACAGCUGAGAAACAGCAGAAAAAAGCUGAGCAUAAGGGAGCGAGUCAAGAGCAGAGUGAGGCUUCGGAAGUGGAUGUAUCUGAUGGAAGAUAUGGCUCCUACAAAUUGUUACAGUCAGAUGGUUCAUAUAGGGACAGAGUCUAUGUUGAUGUAAAGGAUUUAAGUGAAAAGGCAGGCCAGGAUGUAUGGGUUAGAGCGCGUCUCCAUACGACUCGUGCGAAGGGCAAACAGUGUUUCGCAGUGCUACGACAGAAUAGCAGCACUGUUCAGUUGCUGAUCAGUGUUAAUGAUGAGAGGAAGGUCAGCAAACAAAUGGUCAAGUUUACUGGCAAUAUAACAAAGGAGUCCAUAGUCGACGUACUCGCGACAGUGGUGAAAACUGCUUCACCGAUCGAAUCGUGCGCUAUCAAGAACCACGAGUUGUCUGGUCGUGAGGUUUGGGUCGUUUCGGCAGCGAAGAAUCAGCUGCCGCUGCAGGUAGAAGAUGCAUCCAGGCCAGAAACUGAUGACCCAGAAGCGCUGAAAAUCCGUGUGAACCAAGACACGAGGUUGGACAACCGCGUGUUAGACCUCAGGACACCAGCUAACCAGGCCAUCUUUAGGAUAGAGGCUGGAGUCUGCCGGCUGUUCAGAGACAUACUUACUAAACGAGGCUUCGUGGAGAUCCACACGCCGAAGAUAAUAUCGGCUGCCUCCGAGGGUGGUGCUAAUGUCUUCACCGUCUCCUACUUCAAGUCCAACGCGUAUCUCGCCCAGAGCCCACAGCUCUACAAGCAGAUGGCCAUAGCUGCUGAUUUCGACAAGGUGUUUACGGUGGGGGCCGUCUUCCGCGCUGAAGACUCGAACACGCACAGGCAUUUGACGGAAUUCGUCGGCCUCGACCUCGAGAUGUCCUUCAAGCACCAUUACCAUGAGGUCGUGGACACCAUCGGGCAAACCUUCACGGAUAUCUUCAGAGGUCUUCAGGAACAAUAUGCGACAGAGAUAGAGAUAGUCGGUCAGCAAUACAAAGUGGAGCCGUUCAAGUUCCUCGACCCUCCGCUGAGGCUGGAGUUCCCUCAAGCUGUCAAGAUGUUGAAAGAAGCUGGUGUAACAGUGGGUGAUGAAGAUGACUUAUCUACUCCAGACGAGAAGUUACUAGGCCGUUUGAUCCGAGCUAAGUACGACACUGAUUUCUAUAUAUUGGACAAGUACCCGCUUGCAGUUAGACCGUUCUAUACCAUGCCAGAUCCUAACAACCCGAAAGUGUCAAACUCCUAUGAUAUGUUCAUGAGGGGCGAAGAGAUCUUGAGUGGAGCCCAACGUAUCCACGACCCUGAGUUCCUUACGCAGCGUGCUAAGCAUCACGGCAUAGAUAUCAAACAAAUAGCGUCAUACAUAGAGUCCUUCAGUUUUGGAUGUCCACCGCACGCGGGUGGUGGUAUAGGUAUGGAGAGGGUGGUUAUGUUGUACCUCGGCUUGGACAACAUUCGCAAAACGUCCUUGUUCCCGCGCGAUCCUAAACGUGUUACGCCAUAG